Messenger RNA from Poecilia reticulata (guppy), 1439 nucleotides. It is a transcript of the gene ydjc, whose product is annotated as YdjC chitooligosaccharide deacetylase homolog. The record is from RefSeq and is a predicted model, not a curated record. Lineage: Eukaryota; Metazoa; Chordata; Actinopteri; Cyprinodontiformes; Poeciliidae. Gene Ontology annotation, biological process: carbohydrate metabolic process. Gene Ontology annotation, molecular function: deacetylase activity.
AAAGAUGUUUAAAAUUCCAAGCUAAACAAAGUCAACCUGUCGACAGGAAUAUGAACAUAUUUCUUCUAUAAGACUAACAUGCGCAAAGAAGUAGCGAUAACCCUUUAAAAGAUGGCAGUUAUAUUAACACGUCGGUUUAAAAAAGGCGAUAGUCAAGGGAAAAGUUGUUUCAGUUUAUUGAUUUUUUGUUCACGUAACAAAUCCGUGUAUGACUUUCAACUGGAAAGAUUCAAAAUACUUAAUAAUUCUGUCCUAGUUUGUUCAGGAGAACGCGUCCUUAUUCCAGCAGGUGGCAGUGUUGUCCUGUAUUUACUAUCCUCUAGCUUCGAAGAAAACUAGUAGGAAGUAAGCUUGUAUUUUUUCCAUCUUACCAGAGUAGCAUUCACAGGCUGCUGUGGCAACAUAGUACCGGUUUUGGAUUUAAUUGAAACGUCCAAGAAAUGCCUCUGCCAAGAUUGUUGAUGGUGGUCACAGGAGACGACUUUGGCUACUGCCCGAGAAGGAACCAGGGGAUUGUGGAUUGCUUUUUGGCCGGAGGCAUUUCCAAUGUAUCCCUGCUUGUUAAUGCCUCGGCUGCCAAAGAGGCAGCUGACCUGGCUGGCAGACACAAAAUCCCAAUUGGCCUCCAUGCCAACCUGUCUGAGGGCACCCCUGUGUAUCAGCACCUCCAACAGAUUUCCACACUCGUUAACCCUCAAGGCUUCUUCCAUGGAAAGAUGGGUUUUCGCCAGGCCUUGGAGAAAGGCCAGCUCAGCAUGAACCAGGUAGAGCUGGAGCUGAGAGCCCAAGUCAGGCGCUUUAUAGAACUGACAGGUCACCUUCCGCAUCACAUGGAUGGACACCAGCAUGUUCAUGUUCUGCCAGAUGUUCGUGAAGUGUUUGCACAGGUCCUCUCUGACGUAAGGAUUCCAUUCACUCGUGUUCCAAUAGAACCAGGUUUGCACAACUGUCCGUGGGUGCCAGCACACCUCCACACUUUUUACAUGGAUGUGGAAAAGGAUGCCCUGGACUCAAUCCCCAUCUUCAAACACUAUGGAAUCAGGUGGCCAGAUGUGUACUUGGGACUCUCCACCAUGGGUCAGAACAUGUCAGUUUCAAGCUUGCAGAGGGCUCUCAAGCAAGCUUUGGGAACAAGAACUUCUAGCACCAUCUCCAGAAGAGCACCUGGCCUUCAUCAACCAGUCAUCACAGCAGAGCUUAUGGUUCAUCCAGGUUACCCAAGUCAUCCUGAUGAAGGCGGCUGUGGGGAGGGCCCAGAUGACUUCUCCCAGUCUACUGAAAGAGAACAUGAGCUGAAUAUGCUCAGAAGCCCAUCUGUCCUGGAGCUUUACUGCCAGGAGGGAGUCCAACUCUGUGGUUUUAGAGACCUUUGACAACUGUUGUCUUGGAAUAGUACAGUUUUGCACUUGUGGAUAAAGUUUAUAUAUAUUCCGCUUUUA